This is a messenger RNA of Trichoderma breve, 804 nucleotides long. RefSeq lists its product as uncharacterized. NCBI's taxonomy places the organism in Eukaryota, Fungi, Ascomycota, Sordariomycetes, Hypocreales, Hypocreaceae. Bases 1 to 804 code for a protein of 267 amino acids. The transcript has a single exon. The record is from RefSeq and is a predicted model, not a curated record.
AUGCCCAAGAUGACACCAGACUACGAAGUAAGACUGCAGCUCGACCCUGCAAGAGUACUCAACUCCGAGCACGAGCUGGAGUCGGACAUCCUAGAGUUCUUCAAAGUAUCCGAGAAAGCUCUACAAAUGAAUGUGCAGUUUCUCGACAAAUGCUCCAAGGACAUAUACAACGCCGGCUGGUGUGUACGAAUCCGCAAAGUAGAAGAGAAAUCUCACCUCGAGCUGACGUACAAAAAACGGUACGACAUUGACAACGGCAACAUUGAUGAGGUACUCGCUCGAGCCAAGAAGGAUGGAUUUCAUGGCGGGGACACCAAAUAUGAAGCGCAAGUCGAAUGGGGCUAUACGAAACAGACGCUUUCCAUCAGCAGGGAGAAGCAGGUUUCGCAUUCUGGAAAGACAGAGCUGGAGCUCCCGGGGCCGAGCGACUCGCGCAAAAUGGCAAUCAAGGAAGAACCAGACAAGUUUGACGAUUGGGGACCUGGCGAAGAUUGGGGGACCAAGACACUGGCGAAAGCAAGAGUGUUUGGCCCAGUUCUCGCCAAACGCUGGAUCGGCGAGUGGAACGACAUUGAAGUGUAUAUCGAAGUCUGGCCAAUCCCCGAUGCUGAAGGGACGGGCACCGAGUACAUUGUCGAAGCGUCGUUCAAGACGGACAGCUAUAAGACGGCCUCCGCUGGGCGCAUCAAUCUCACCAGCCAAUUGCAGGCGCAUGACUGGGUUCUUGCUGAAGACUCCCUAAAGACAAAGCUUAUUCUGGAGCGCUACUCGUGCUCUAAUAUGACAGCUGAAAAUGGGGACUAG